This is a messenger RNA of Callithrix jacchus (white-tufted-ear marmoset), 3587 nucleotides long. The record is from RefSeq and is a predicted model, not a curated record. Lineage: Eukaryota; Metazoa; Chordata; Mammalia; Primates; Cebidae.
UGUUGGUCAGGCUGGUCUUGAACUCCAGACCUCAGGUGAUCCGCCCGCCUUGGGCUCCAAAGUGCUUGGAUUACAGGCAUGAGCCAUCACGCUCGGCCUUUUUGAUACGUCUUUAGUGAUUAAGAAAUGUCCACAAAUGCUUUUAAAUGCACAUUUCCCUCGUCUGCAUUGUUCAUAAUUCACUCACAUGAAAUAAGAGAUUCUGCUUUGCUUUGCUUUGUUUUGUUUUUUUUGUUUGUUUGUUUGUUUGUUUGUUUUUAAGACAGAGGUUUGCUCUUGUUGCCCAGGCUGGAAUGCAACGGACCAAUCUCAGCUCACUGCAACCUCCACCUCCCAGGUUGAAGCGAUUCUCCUGCCUCAGCCUCCGCAGUAGCUGGGAUUACAGGCAAAUGCCACCAUGCCUGGCUAAUUUUUUGUUUUUUCAGUAGAGACGGGGUUUCUCCAUGUUGGUCAGGCUGGUCUCAAACUCCCGACCUCAGGUGCUAUGCCCACCUCAGCCUCCAAAAUUGCUGGGAUUAUAGGCAUGAGCCAUCACACCCAGCUCAAGAUUCUGCUUUUGAAGAAGUUCAGUCCAUCCAGUGUUGUGCAUUUUGACUCAAUUAAGUUAACAUUCCCUCCUUUUAAGGAUCAGCGAUGGAUGGAAGAGUAGGGCCCUUCUUAUGCUUCUACACUUAAAAGAAUGUUGUCUUGUUUCAGAAGCCUGGAGUGAAUGUCACCAAGUGUGAUGGACUGUUGUGCCAUCAGGGAUUGAAAAUCAAAGGAGGCAUGCCUGCUAAGAUCACUGUCUCCUGAGUGGAGACAGAGAUGCAGUUAAUUCAACACAAGUGUGGCGGAAUGGGCUUUUAUGAUAGGAUGGGCCUCAGAGACGGCGUCUCUAAAGAUGGACGCAAGAUCAGGGGCUGCUUCACACUACAUCACAGUGAAGAGACUGUCUGACCAUCAGGCUCCUCCCACGUACUUAACAUUCUAACUCCAUUUGUGUUUUCCCAGGCUGUGUGGAUGCAGAUACAGACAGAAGAAGUAUUUUUUGUCGCCCCGUGGCAGAGUGACUCAGCAGAAUGAAAAAGAUGUGACAAUAGCAGCUUUCUUUCCUCCUCAGAUCAUAUUCCAUGAAUGGAGUCUCGCUCUUUCGCCCAGGCUGGAGUGCAAUGGUGUGAUCUUGGCUUACUGCAACCUCCGCCUCCCGCGUUGAAGCGAUUCUCCUGCCUCAGUCUCCCAAGUAGCUGGGACUACAGGCGCGUACCACCACGCCCGGCUAAUUUUUUUGUAAUUUUAGUAAAGAUGGGGUUUUACCAUGUUAGCCAGGCUGACCUCUCGAUCUCCUGACCUCAUGAUCCGCCCGCCUGAGUUUCCCAAAGUGCUGGGAUUACAGGCUUGAGCCACCGUGCCUGGCCCUAUAUUUUUAAUCCUGUCAGUUAAUAAACAGUACCUGCUCCCAAACUGAAAAUAAAAUUAAACAGGCAUAUGUGGCUAGUGGCUGUCAUACUGGCCAGGGACAAUCUUGGCUCAAUGGACACUCCCUUCUAACCCCAAUCUUGAUUUCCAUGACCCGAAGGAGACCAGAGCCCAGCCUUGAGAAGGAAGAAGAGGAAAGGAUCUAGCAUGGGGCUUUCAUGUUCCAUAUCUGAAUAAGGAUCUUUGAUGGAAGAAGGAAAUAAAUACAAUAUGCAUCAUUUCCUUCCCUCUGAGCCUGGUUGUCUUUACCCAGACUCUCCUCACCAUGUGGAAGCAGAGGGCAAAAGAGGACCACCAUUGUUCCACGGGUGGUUCUCACACGUGCCCAGUCUCACUAAUAUCCUGGGCUUUAAGUCAGUCAUUCUAGGGUUCCGUUCUCUUUGGCGCAAAUGAUGGGUGAACGUGGAGUACAAACCAGGAAUCUCAUUUUUUCCCUACAUUUUUCAGUAAGGUUGACCUGUUAUGCAACUACACCUUGUGGCAAACAGUACGUGUUGAGAAUUGACCGAGGUCUGCUUCCUGGAUGUAAAAACCAGUAUUUAGCAAGGGACAGAAAGACAGUUAAAUUGAAUAUAAUGAGAGGUGAGAUGGCGCCAUGGGAGCCUGAGAAAAGACUUUCCUAAAGACAGAAUAUGGGGUCUACGGCUAUUAACAUAAAAUCUUCCUGCAGAGCCUACCCUAUAUUUGUAGUGCAAAUCCCAUUCUGUUUCUUUAGAGAAUCUGAGAGAAUAUGCUAUCCAACCAUGGAAAUGACGUGCAACACACAAAAUAUCCUAAGACGCAAGGAUCAGAUGGAGGCAGAGGAGUCACCGUCCGGCAUUCCUCCUGAGCAUCAACUGCAUCAACCCUUUGAGGAUGAGGAUUUCAGCGUAUCAGAAGAUCGGGAAUAUUCAGAGGAAGAAGAUUCAGGAGUUGGACACUCAGAAGAGCAUCAGACACUUUCCUCUCGUGCUGCUAAACUCCAUUUUGAUGUCAGACGAGAUUAUAAAAAUCCUCAGUUUCUGAGGCCGGCAGGAAAUGUGGAUGUUGAGUUGACUGACGAGAAUGCAAACAUAUACAGCAUUCGGUUCCCUGCUGCUGGCUGGUAUCUGUGGUCGGCCACAGGCCUCGGUUUCGUGGUAAGGGCUGCAGCCACAGUGAGAAUUGCAUUUGGUUCCUGGAGUCAGCACCUGGCCCUGGACCUGCAGCACCAUGAACAGUGGCUGGUGGCCGGCCCCUUGUUUGACAUCACUGCAGAGCCAGAGGAGGCUGUCUACGAAAUCCACCUCCCCCACUUCAUCUCCCUCCAAGCAGGUGAGGUGGACAUCUCCUGGUUCCUUGUUGCCCAUUUUAAAGAUGAAGGGAUGGUCCUGGAGCAUCCAGCCCGGGUGGAGCCUUUUUAUGCCGUCCUAGAAAACCCCAGCUUCUCUCUGAUGGGCAUCCUGCUGCGGAUCGCCAGUGGGACCCGCCUCUCCAUCCCCAUCACCUCCAACACAUUGAUGUAUUAUCACUCCCAUCCCGAAGAUAUUAAGUUCCACUUGUACCUUGUCCCCAGCAAUGCCUUGAUAACGAAGGCAGUAGAUGAUGAGGAAAGCCGCUUCUGUGGUGUGCGUCUGCAGACUUCGCCCCCGAUGGAACCCCUGAACUUUGGUGCCUAUUAUAUUGUGUCUAAUUCUGCUCAUCUGGAAAUAAUACCCACGGAGUUGAAAUUGUCCUACAGGAGUCCUGGAGAAAUUCAGCCCUUCUCCAAAUUCUAUGCUGGGCAGAUGAAGGAACCCAUUCAAGUUGAGAUUACUGACAAAAGACAUGGGACUUUGGUCUGGAAGACUGUGGUGAAGCCAGUGGACAUCCAGCUUGGAGCUGCAUCAGCCCCUCCUGCCUCCUCAGGUGCAGCGUUUGUGAAGGAGAACCUCCGGCAACUCCAGGCCAGGUUGGGGGACCUGAAGGGGGUGCUCGAUGAUCUCCAAGACAGUGAGGUUCUCACUGAGAAUGAGAAAGAGCUGGUGGAGCAGGCAAAGACACGGCAGAGCAAGAACGAGGCCCUGCUGAGCAUGGUGGAGAAGAAAGGGGACCCAGCCCUGGAGGUGCUCUUCGAAAGCAUUAGUAAAAGGGACCCUUACCUUGUGUCCUAUCUUAGACAGCAUACUUUGUAA